Corvus hawaiiensis (hawaiian crow) is the source of this 3123-nucleotide messenger RNA. RefSeq names its product cholinergic receptor nicotinic alpha 6 subunit (gene CHRNA6). The transcript is spliced from 6 exons. Gene Ontology annotation, biological process: regulation of membrane potential; nervous system process; monoatomic ion transmembrane transport. Gene Ontology annotation, cellular component: neuron projection; synapse; postsynaptic membrane. The record is from RefSeq and is a predicted model, not a curated record. Gene Ontology annotation, molecular function: acetylcholine-gated monoatomic cation-selective channel activity; transmembrane signaling receptor activity. NCBI's taxonomy places the organism in Eukaryota, Metazoa, Chordata, Aves, Passeriformes, Corvidae. The coding region runs from base 16 to 1761 and encodes 581 amino acids.
GAGGCAGGGGUGCGGAUGACUGGAAAUGUGAAGUCAGCUGAUAGGAUGCUGCCAGACUCCCUUCGCUCUGCACGGCUUAAGCUCUCCUUGCCUAGUGCUAGUGAAAGCAACUCGGCAAGCCUUUGCUCAGCUCAGCAGGCUGCCGUUUGCUGCAGAUGCAAAACCGAAAUCCAUCCUUCCACCGCCUACUUACCAUCAGGAGGGUUAUAUGUCUUCUUGCCUCUUGUUUCUUUCCCCAAACCUGUGUUAUCAAAAGGAAGCUCUAUUCUGCUGCUAGCAAUGCAUCCUGAGAGGUGGCUAUGUUGGUGUUGCCCUGCUUUCUGUGUGUGGGCAUUCAUGUUCACAUCCUUGAUUAAAGAUACCACAGCCUGCAAGUCAGAGGAACGGUUAUUUCACAAACUCUUCUCCCAGUACAACCAGUUCAUUAGACCGGUGGAAAAUGUGUCUGAUCCUGUCACAGUGUAUUUUGAACUGGCCAUUACCCAGCUUACAAAUGUGGAUGAAGUCAAUCAGAUUAUGGAAACAAAUUUGUGGCUAAGACACAUUUGGAAUGACUACAAACUACGGUGGGAUCCCAGACAAUAUGAUGGCAUUGAAUUUGUUCGGGUACCAGCAGAUAAAAUUUGGAAACCAGAUAUUGUCUUGUAUAAUAAUGCUGUGGGAGAUUUUCAAGUUGAAGGCAAGACCAAAGCCCUCCUUCGCUAUGAUGGAAUGAUCACCUGGACCCCACCAGCUAUUUUUAAAAGCUCCUGUCCUAUGGAUAUUACCUUUUUCCCAUUUGAUCAUCAGAACUGUUCACUCAAAUUUGGCUCAUGGACCUAUGACAAAGCCAAAAUUGAUCUUCUGAUCAUUGGAUCCAAAGUAGAUAUGAAUGACUUUAGGGAAAAUAGUGAAUGGGAAAUAGUUGAUGCUUCUGGCUACAAACAUGAUAUCAAAUAUAACUGCUGUGAGGAGAUCUACACAGACAUAACAUAUUCCUUUUAUAUUCGAAGGUUGCCAAUGUUCUACACCAUAAAUCUGAUCAUUCCCUGUCUUUUCAUCUCAUUCUUGACUGUGUUAGUUUUUUACCUGCCAUCUGACUGUGGUGAGAAAGUUACUCUUUGUAUCUCUGUGCUUCUUUCUUUGACUGUAUUUUUACUGGUGAUCACAGAAACAAUCCCAUCCACUUCUUUAGUAAUUCCCCUAGUAGGUGAAUAUUUACUCUUCACAAUGAUAUUUGUGACUCUGUCAAUUGUCAUCACAGUGUUUGUCCUCAAUAUACAUUACAGGACUCCAACCACACACACAAUGCCCAAAUGGGUAAAAACCAUUUUCCUUAGCCUGCUCCCCAAAGUCCUGUUGAUGCAGAGGCCACUAGAACAGCAGAAAAAAAACGCCUCCAGAAAAAAUGAGAGAGCUUCAGAAAGUAAGUUGGGCAAGUCAAAGCGCAGCAAACACAAAGACACCAAAUUGCACACGGAGCAGCGCUGCAGCCACUGUGAUAAGGCAGCUGAACUCCCAAGGACCAAAAGACGGCUGAGCCAUCAGUCCCUGAAAUGGAUGGCAGAGCACAUGGAGUACUCCCCAGAGGUGAAGGAUGUCAUUAGCAAUGUCCAGUUCAUCGCAGAGAACAUGAGGUCUCAAAAUGAAACCAAAGAGGUGGAAGAUGAUUGGAAAUACAUAGCUAUGGUGAUAGACAGAGUAUUUCUCUGGGUAUUUAUAAUUCUUUGUGUGUUUGGGACUGUAGGGCUCUUUAUCCAGCCACUAAUAGCAGAGACAUAACUUGAUCCACUGCUUUUUAUCCACUUUUGUUCUUCUUUCAUUUUUGGUUCAGAAAUUUACCUUUUAUUUCUCUCCUCUAACAUAACCCUUCUGCUCACCACCUCCUCAGCACCCAGCCACAGAGGGUCCCAGAACAAUAAAGUAUGUGUUGACAUUUAUGUUUGAAAUCAGACAAGUCUUAAACAGUUAAAUCACAUUUGAAAACAAACGGACUUAACAUUUGAAUGUGGUUACCAUGUGAGACAUAUACAUUUGAAAACUACAUACUUCUAAAAUCUUUCCAAACUAAUUUGAUCUGCCACUUAGCUUUGCAUGUGACUGAAGUCCCCUUUACUUCCUGAUGGUGUGUACCAAGACCUUGAUGAGCUUCAGCAGGACUUCCAAGCCACAGCUCUUGUCAGUUACAGUGGUCCUAGCCCACAGGUUCUGCUCUGAAAACUCUUGCUUGCUCAGGCUCAGACAUAAACCAAACAGAGAAGGGUCUGUCCCUGAGCAGCUACUUGUCACAGACAGAAUUGGUUUGACAGCAUUGGAUUGAUCUGAAUUUUCCCAUUUUUAAAACCCAAGACCAACCUGGAUUACACACAUCCCUGUAGAAAAAGGCAGGAUACCGUGAAUCCUGUGCAAAGCUGAGCACCUUGUUUCAAACAGCUGUGCAACAAUGUUCUGUUUGCUGGCUCCUCGUGGGUCUGUGCUGUGUGUGCAAGCCUGUAACUGUAGGGACAUGUCCUUUGGGGCUGAUGUCACUGCUAUGUAAUCAGGUCCCAAUCCUAGUGUGCUUCAUCCUGAAACACUUUGCAGAUGUGUUCCUGAUGUGGUUUCUAUAAAAUGUGGAUGGUUUACCCUUAAAUCCCUUGUUUGUUUGUAUUCCUGUUAGUUCUGUGCUAAAAGAUUCUUCUUUAAAAGGCACCACUACAAUUAAACCCAAUGACUUCAAGAAUACAAAUCCCUUCUCUCUUAUAAGAGCCUCUAAAUUUAACUGUGCAAUGUCAAUGCAGUGUUUUCAGUGUCUGACAUGUAUCAGUCUUGGCUCUGAACAUCACCAAUCCUUGGAAUGUAUGACUCCCUGUUUCUGAAGUCACUGACUGGCCUUUUACUCUUUUUUGACGUUUCAUAAUAAAGAGAAUAGGAAUGAAUUACUGUAUAUAUUAGAGACAAAGGUGGAAUGACAAGAAUAUAACUGUCUUAAUCCACCCAGUCAUGACUGUAGAAGAAAAAGUAGAAGAAAACUAUUAUUUUCUGUAAUCCCCCUGAAUGUUGUUUGAUUAUAUAGUGACAGACAGACAGAUUUAUGAAAAAGCAUGGUUUAUUUUGUCAGCCUGUCAAUUAAAUAUCACUCCUGAGAUAAACCUUCUUGAAGAA